This is a messenger RNA of Rodentolepis nana, 390 nucleotides long. NCBI's taxonomy places the organism in Eukaryota, Metazoa, Platyhelminthes, Cestoda, Cyclophyllidea, Hymenolepididae. The record is from the annotation of a GenBank genome assembly.
AUGCUGGGUGGUCGAAGCACCUCGAUUGGUGGAAGCUCCUCUUCAAUGAAAACUUCAUCAACUGAGGAGACUCACGGAAAUCCCCUUGGAGGCAUUACUAAGCCCGUGGCACGCAGAUUUGACCCUCUCUCAGAGGAUAUUUUUCGAGGAUCGGCAUUUUCCACUGUCCCUUCAAGUCGAGUUGCGAUUCGACCGAAUGAACUUCGUUCAACGGACCCUUCAGAACGAAAUCGGCGAUCGCUGUCUCUUGGUCCUGUUGAUACUUCCUCAAAUGGCGGUCUAGAUGAUGACGAUGGAAUUCUCCCUCUUCCUGAUCCUUCUGAUAAGCUGGCAUCUUACCUCGUUGAGGCGAGCUUUUACACUUUGAAAGACACUCGGAAUUAUAAGUAG